CUGAAAUAACGAAGCCGUCUAGUGUCCGUAUAAAACGACGUCGAAUUGUAAACGGUAAACGUGCUAGUUGACUGGACUGAACUGAACCUAACCGAAUCAUAGCUUCCGGGUCAUAUCCAGAUCCGGGUACGUAACAUAACGUCAUAUCUAUUUAGUUAGGGUUUCCCUGCUCGCAGCGUGAAAAUGGCGUCUUUUGGAUCAAUUAGGUCUGCAAUAUUCGACAGAGAAGAAAAGAAACAGCAAUAUCAAGCUCACAUAUUAGGGCUCAACGCAUACGAUCGCCACAAAAAGUUCCUCAAAGAGUACGUUGGGUUUUAUGGGGGAGAUAGGCAAAAAGAAGAAAAGUUACCUAUCAAAACUGAUCAAGACACACUUAGAGAUGGUUAUCGGUUCAUACGUUCAGAGGAAGAUGAUAUGGAUACUUCAUGGGAACAAAGGCUGGUGAAGCGUUACUAUGAUAAGCUUUUUAAAGAAUAUUGUAUUGCUGACAUGUCACAAUAUAAGACAGGCAAGGUUGGAUUGAGGUGGAGAACCGAGAAAGAAGUAAUAUCUGGAAAAGGGCAGUUUGUAUGUGGUAACAAACACUGCAAUGAAAAAGAAGGGUUAGCAAGCUACGAGGUGAAUUUUGCCUAUUUUGAAGCUGGAGAGAACAAGCAGGCUCUGGUGAAAUUAGUAACUUGUGAGAGAUGUGCAAAGAAACUUCUUUACAGAAAAUUGAAGGAAAAGGAAAAUGAACAAGAGAAAAAACGAGAAAAAGAAGAGCACCGAAAGAAGAAAAGAGAAAGGGAGGAAAUUGAUGAUACAAGCAAGGAUUAUGAGAAGCGCAAAGGAAAAAAGUCGUCCGCAGCAGGUGAUGGGGAAGCCGAUGGAGUGGAUAAUUUUGAUCGGUAUCUCCAAGGAAUGUUCCUUUAAACAUUUGCUUUGUUACUUAAAAUAAUGUAAGAAAAUUGUAAAGUAAAUAAUCUAGGUUUUUUAGGGGUCGAUUUAAACGAGAUUUAUGUUGUGUGGUCAAAGUGGAUCCUUUUUAACUCUUGAAACUUUGGUUAUAGAAACGAAAAAAACACAACAAUUUUAAUAGGUGAUACUUUAGUAGGACGAGUUAGAGAUCUAUUGUAAGCAAAUUCAACGUUGAUGAA
This is a messenger RNA of Helianthus annuus (common sunflower), 1136 nucleotides long. RefSeq names its product protein FRA10AC1. Gene Ontology annotation, biological process: dephosphorylation. The transcript has 11 exons. Bases 184 to 912 code for a protein of 242 amino acids. The record is from RefSeq and is a predicted model, not a curated record. Gene Ontology annotation, molecular function: phosphatase activity. NCBI's taxonomy places the organism in Eukaryota, Viridiplantae, Streptophyta, Magnoliopsida, Asterales, Asteraceae.